AUGGUGACCACGCUUAGAAUCUCCUCGGGAUAUGUUUUCACGGUCAAGACCGACAACAAGGACAAACGGCCACUACCCUCUAUGGAACUGUUGGAACUGAGGUGGCACCUGUCUCGCAUUGCUUGUAUGUAUGACAAAGGCGAGGACGAAGAUAGUGAUUAUGAUUCUAAUGGCGGCUCCGUUUCCGUCCGUUCAGGCUCUCGAUCCCUUAUCAAGAAAGAAGCUACGUUCCCCGAGAACAUCCCUUUCCGUCCACCCGCCAAGUCACCGUCACCCCCAAAGCUACAGAAUGUGUCUUUCGAGGGUGAUCUCAGUUCCUCUAUCGUGGAGUAA
Penicillium samsonianum is the source of this 333-nucleotide messenger RNA. RefSeq lists its product as uncharacterized. The record is from RefSeq and is a predicted model, not a curated record. NCBI's taxonomy places the organism in Eukaryota, Fungi, Ascomycota, Eurotiomycetes, Eurotiales, Aspergillaceae. The transcript has 2 exons. Bases 1 to 333 code for a protein of 110 amino acids.